GCGUCACUUCGACUAGAACCACCAAACAACAUGCUUCGUUUUGCUCUUCUCAUCCUUUGUGUGACCGCAACCGCUCUGGCUUUGCCAGCCGAGCUCCCUCUACUUCCAGGAGCCGUGCCAGCCGCUUCCACUUCCAAGUACCUUCCAUUCAGAGAGAUCAGCAACGGACGUAUCAUUAGCGGAUCCCCUGCUUCCAGAGGACAGUUCCCAUGGCAAGCCGCCCUUUACUUGACCCUUUCAUCCGGUGGUACCUCCUUCUGCGGUGGUGCUUUGAUCAGCUCCACUUGGAUUCUGACGGCAGCCCAUUGCGUCCAAGGAGUUAGUGCAGUCACCGCCUAUUUGGGUGUGACCUCUUUGAGCGACAGCUCCCGUGUUACCGCCCAAGCCAGCAGAGCCGUGGUACAUCCCAGCUACUCUUCGUCCACUUUGGCUAACGACAUCGCUCUCCUGCAACUCUCCUCGUCCGUUUCUUCGUCUUCGUACAUCUCGACCGUCUCUCUGGGCACCAGUACCCUUGGAACCGGAGUUGCUGUCACCGUAAGCGGUUGGGGAAGAACCAGCGACAGUUCAUCGUCCAUCAGUCAAACCCUCAACUACGUCGGAUUGACCACCAUCUCGAACACCGUCUGCGCUCAAACUUACGGUAGUAUCAUUCAAUCUGGAAUUGUUUGCUGCACAGGAAGCACCAUCCAAAGUACCUGCAAUGGUGAUAGCGGCGGCCCAUUGGUCACCGGCUCUGGCAGUAACGCUGUCCAUGUGGGUAUCGUCAGUUUUGGUAGCUCUGCUGGGUGCGCUAAAGGGUACCCAUCAGCUUACACUAGGACCGCUGCCUACAGAAGCUGGAUCAGCUCGAAUGCGGGAGUUUAAGGACAGGAGAGUCAAACUUUUUAGUUUGAGCAGAAUGACAAGGUUUAAUGUGUUGUAUUGUAUUAUAGUUAAGAUAUUAAAUAAAAAGUUAACUAUA
Zophobas morio is the source of this 964-nucleotide messenger RNA. RefSeq names its product brachyurin-like. The transcript is spliced from 5 exons. The record is from RefSeq and is a predicted model, not a curated record. NCBI's taxonomy places the organism in Eukaryota, Metazoa, Arthropoda, Insecta, Coleoptera, Tenebrionidae. The coding region runs from base 31 to 867 and encodes 278 amino acids. Gene Ontology annotation, biological process: proteolysis. Gene Ontology annotation, molecular function: serine-type endopeptidase activity.